UACAGAUCCUUUAAAUCCGUAGUGAUGCAAUUUUGUAAGCAAUUUAUCCCUGUCUAUAGUCUCAAACGCCCUUUUGAAGUCCAAAAGCACUGUUACUGUAUGUUUCCGAUUGUCGUUACAUCUCCUCCAGUCCUUUAAAACCAUUUGUGUUGCCGUUUCAGUUGAGUAUCUCUUCCUGAAUCCAGCUUGAAAUUUGGUUAAAAUGGUAUUUCCCUCAAUAAAUUCGAUGAUCUGUUCGUAAAUAAUUUCUUCAAAAACUUUUUCAACAUCUGGCAGAACAUUUAUUGGCCGCAUAUUGGUGUACAGCUCAGAAUUAUUAACUUUAGAAACAGGAGUUGUGGUAGAACACUAAAACUCCUCUAAAAUAACUACUUGAAUUUUAUGAUCUUUGCAUACAGGCGUCAAUAAGUCUCUGAACUUCAAUGCGGUAAGAUGGGGUUUUUUGAAGUCAUUGUUGAUCCAUUUGGAAUAACUAGUGAACAUUUUGACCGCGGUGAUUCUAACUCCACCGGCCAGCCAGCAACAAGCGUUAGCUCCUCUUCUCACCAGCGGCCGCGCUGCGCUGGACAUCCAUCGCGCGUCACAACAGCAAGGAAGCCGGCGCAGCGUAAGCGGGCGGUGGGGUACCGUCUUCCGAUGCAAAACGCUGAUAUAGUACAUUGUGUGUUAUCAGUGUUAUCACAUUAUCAAUUACAUUUCUUCAACUGCUGCAGUAUUACAGUGUAACCUUUUAGAAACAAAUGUGUUGUUGAAUUGUUUCAAGAAUUUUACAUUUCGGAUGGUUCGACAAUACUCUUCAAAGUACAAAAUAUCGAUACCCAAUUCGUAGUCUAUCUAAGAACGCUUGUCUUGCUGAAUUAAUUGUAGAGUCAGCCCAUACUUUAGGUUUUAUAUGUCCUUCAUUUAUCCAGGUUUCAUCCAAGUAAUAAAUCUUCCUGCCCUGGUCGCGGUAUUUCUUUGUUGAUUUUAAAUAAUUUCUUCUCCAUAAAGUAAUCUCUUAGUUGUCCAUCAAAAUACUAUUUCUGCCCCGUUUUAUAUACUCAAAAUGAAGUUUUUUAAGUAAACUAUAGAAUGUGAUCCUUUUGAAAGUAGAUAAGUCUUCAUCACUAUUAACCUCCUGUAAUACUUUGUCUAUGGUGGGAAGUUCCUGUCUUCCAAAAAAUUGAUGGACUUUGCGUCUGUUGGCAUUUCGAUCAAAGUUAUCAAAUAUAUCCAACAGCUUCGUGUAAUGCAGCUUCUUGUGUGAUGUAGACAAUUUUUUUUUAUAUAUUCUUUAACAAUGUUGAAAAUGUCUUAGCUUGUUUUGAUCGCCAAACGUCUUUCAAUAUCAUGAAUUUUCAUUUCAGGAUGCUCUAAAAUUUCGCUCCUAUUUUUUAAUUUCUUUUGCCUGAAUAUUCCAUUGUCCCUUGUUGUCACGUUUUCGAGGAGGAGACAUCACUGAAGAGGAAGCAUGGCUGAAAGAAGCUUUGAUAGAAAUAUUCUCAGUUUCAUCUGCUGUAUCCGUAGACGUCAUGCUAACGUAUAAACACACGCUAUGUACAGCAACUGCCAGCGUGCCGGCGAUAUCCCGAGCGGAGUUCUAUCCUGUGAAUCCUGCACUUGUUCGUAGUUUUAUGGCCGAAUGACCAAUUGCUAUUUCAAGGCUAAGGGUAUGUUCAUAGUGAAGAUGCUUACUGCGAUGCUUUCUUCGCAACCUCUAUGAUCGCUUCCUCGAUCUGACCGCGAUGUAAAACAAACACAUGUUUUAAGUUGGGAGCGUUCAUAGUGACGAUGCAUUCUGCGCCGCUACCUUCGCUUCCUCGCGGUCAACCGCGGGGAUGAACAAAUAUUUUGUGUUUACCUCGCUAUCAGGAGGGAAACAUUGCGGUGGGCUUAGCUGUGAUUGGUUCCUCAGCAAGAAUUGAAUUACUGUGCAAGUUGAUGUACUUGCAGGCGUCCAGUAGAGGCUCAACUUUGCCGAGUAGUAUAUGUAACCAAAUCUAUCUGUCGACAUUCUCAUGUAGCAGUGAAAUAUUUCAUUGUCUCUCUUCACUUCGGGGAAAAGAUGGUGGUACUCUGGAUGUGUACUGUAUUUUAGAUUUGGUAGAGAACUAAACAUCCACCACUUGGUUACUAGAGACAAUUCACUCUUACUGACACUGUCGCUCGACAACAUUCUGCCUUAUUAUUCGCUCGUGAACAAAUAAAGCAUUAAGAACUGCGUUCGAGGAGAGAAGAGAAAACAUCGAGGGUGAAUUCAGUAUGAACACCCUCCAUCCAUGUACAUGUAGAAAGUCGCGAGGAAGCGCUCAUCGAGGUAUCGAAGAAAGCAUCACAGUAAGCAUCUCUCACUAUGUACGUACCCUUAGGCGGCUGCCGCUUUGCCGCGCUGCAUCUUUGUUCUGCCGGAGCAUAAAUGGACUACGAACAGAGUAUAUAUUGAAACUGGUAGAUAGAGCUUCGACUCAACAUAUCCACAAACAUUUUAUUUUUCUCAGAUUUUUGGAUGCUAUGCCUUGACAGAGAUAGCACACGGCAGCAACGUCCGUAAUAUGCGGUGUACAGCAACUUACGAUAAACAGAAAAAAGUCUUCGUACUAAAUACACCAGAUUUUGAAGCAGCAAAGUGCUGGGCAGGUGGCUUGGGCCAAUUGGCUACCCACGCGGUUAUUUAUGCCAUGCUUGUCAUAGAUGGUCACAAUUACGGAUUGCAUUCGUUUGUGGUUCCAGUUAGGAAUCCGAAGACAUUAUUGCCUCAUCCCGGAGUUAUUGUUGGGGAUAUGGGAGAAAAGAUUGGAUUGAAUGGUAUUGAUAAUGGCUUUAUCCAGUUCGAGAACUACGAAAUUCCAAAGGAAAACCUGCUGAACAAGUUGGGCGACGUAACGGAUGACGGAAAAUACACAACUCCAUUCAAAGACCCGAAUAAGCGACAUGGAGCAGCUCUAGGCUCAUUGUCUGCCGGGAGGGUAACCAUCGCUGUGAUCUGUGAAACUAUGGGAGUGAAAGCCUUGACAAUUGCAAUAAGGUAUGCUGGAGUUAGGAGGCAGUUCGGUCCUGACGGAAAGACUGAGGUCCCUAUUAUGGAGUACCAGACUCAUCAACACCGACUGUUACCAUUCUUGGCGGCAACAUACAUUAUCAGAAACUUCAACACGUACUUGUCAGAAGUAUUCUAUCAGUUUUCUAUAGACAGAAUGAUGGGCAUUGAAAGUGAAGAUGGACCCGAGAAAGGGAUGGAAAUACACGCUUUAUCCUCCGCUAGCAAACCCGUGGUUGGCUGGACAAUGAGAGAUGCUAUCCAAGAGUGUAGAGAGACAUGUGGAGGACAUGGUUAUCUAAAAGCAUCAGGUAUAGGGGACAUUAGAAACGACCACGACGCGAAUCUUACGUAUGAAGGCGAGAACCAUGUUUUGAUACAACAGUGCAGUAACUAUCUGUUAAAGUUGUGGCCACAUGUGCUUAAAAGGCAAACCAUUUCCUCACCUCUACAUUCCAUUGACUUCCUUACGCAUGGGUUAGAUAUACUAGCAAAGAAAUUCAAUGCAAGAAGUACACAAGAAAUAUGCUGUCCAAAUACGAUUAUCGAAAUAUAUCAAUGGUUGGUCACAUAUCUCCUGAAGAUAUCACAUGAAAAGCUAGAAAAUCAGUUGAAAUCUGGGAAGUUGCAGUUUUGGGCGAAAAAUGACACACAAGUUUAUUAUGCGAAGAGUUUAGCAGUUGCUUAUAUACAACACUUUUAUCUGCAGCGAAUGCUGCUAUUGAUAUCCGAAUCACCAGACGAAGCAGUAAGAAAUGUUCUAACGAGAAUGUUCUCCCUCUACGGCUUGUGGAGUUUGGAGAAGCACAUUUCGACCUUGUAUAGAGGCCAGUAUGCUGUAGGACCUGAACUCCCUGAGCUGGUACACGAAGCCAUAUUAAAACUCUGCGCAGAUCUCAAAGAUGAUUCAGUCUCGUUGAUUGAUUCUAUUGCACCACCAGACUUUAUCCUCGACUCAGUUCUGGGAGCGUCAGAUGGAAUGGUAUACAAACGCCUUGAAAAAUCAAUAAAAGGCUCAGAGUAUGGAAUGAACAGACCAAGAUGGUGGCAGGAUGUUGUGAAAUUUGAUUUGAAAAACAAACUGUAGUAUAAUUACUACAUUUAUUCGAAUUGGUGAACAUAUUUACAUGCUAAGAAAAAUUGCAAAGUUUAUGUUCAAUUGCUCAAGUAGACCUUUUAGGUUUAUAAAGUCGUAUAUACAGGGUGUUGAAUGUCAAUAUUUAAGGGUGCGAUUUUUUGCCCAAUUUUAAGAAGAAAACUACAUAAACAUUUGUUAUAAACGUCUUAAUUUUUUAUAUAUAUCAGGUGGAAAAGUUUUGAUAAAUUAAUAGAUUAUUAUUAAUAUCUGUAAAUGCCACUUUAAUGAAAUUUUACAUUCAUGUCAUAUGUACUAGGCAUUUUUUGAAUUACCACAUUUUUUCAAUUUCCAUCAAUGGCGUUUGAACGGAAUUUCGCCUGCCUGUUUUGGCAGAGAUUGAUGGUAUGCUGAUUUCUCUUUAAAUAAAAAUUAUUGUUGAGAUCUCCAAUGAUUUCUAAGCAAAUUUGAUUUUUUUCAAUCCGAUUUGCCUAAAAAACGUUUUCCUACAUGAUUAUAACAAUACAGUCAAUAUGAUGAUAAAGAAAUCAGAUCUGCUUAUAAAUGAAUACAGAUUUAAUUUUUAUCACUCUAAAAAAGGUCAGUGGCAUGCCACUGACUUUCUAUAUUGAAAACUUUACGACCCUGUAUCUCAAAAGUUAAGCUGUUUAGGGCAUUCCUUCAUAUGGAGUUUUCUUCUUAAACGGGACCCAAUAGUCGUCACCUUAAAUAUUGACAUUAGGUAAGACGAUUAAAUGGUUGCGGUGAAAUAUUCCAGCAUAUUCAAUAUUCAUAUGGUAAAUGUGUAAUCAGCGAAAUUGCAUGGUACAAAUAAAAUGACAAUUCGCAAUAGUUUAUACUAUAAAUAAAUGAAGAUUAAUACGUAAUAUUGUACACAAAACCUAUUUAUAUUUUUUAUGAAUUUAUAUGAAUAUUCUUUAAAACUGGUUGUUUUGUUAUUUUACUAUAUAUACAUAUAUAUAUUCUCUGUUUAAUAAAAAAUUGGAAGUUA
Molecule: messenger RNA, 5103 nt
Organism: Acanthoscelides obtectus
Lineage: Eukaryota; Metazoa; Arthropoda; Insecta; Coleoptera; Chrysomelidae
Source: the annotation of a GenBank genome assembly